This is a messenger RNA of Puntigrus tetrazona (Sumatra barb), 3342 nucleotides long. It is a transcript of the gene dtna, whose product is annotated as dystrobrevin, alpha. Bases 195 to 2402 code for a protein of 735 amino acids. The record is from RefSeq and is a predicted model, not a curated record. Gene Ontology annotation, molecular function: zinc ion binding. The transcript is spliced from 24 exons. Gene Ontology annotation, cellular component: plasma membrane; synapse. Lineage: Eukaryota; Metazoa; Chordata; Actinopteri; Cypriniformes; Cyprinidae. Gene Ontology annotation, biological process: synaptic signaling.
AGGCGCAUUACGUCACAUCAAAGCAAAUGAGCAGCAGAGGUCUGAGGUCCGCGAGUCUCCUGCGAGCGAAAACACACUUUCGUAUUGAAACGCCGAAGCUGUCGUCGACGGAGAGCGUCGUUCCAGCGCAGAUGGGCUUCGGUUAACGCGGAGGAGCCGAUUUAAAACCCGUUUUGGCGAUGACAGGCGUUUGAAUGAUUGAAGAGUCAGGCCGCAACAGCAGCGCCAUGGCGGACAGGAGACAACUGUUUGCUGAAAUGCGUGCACUGGAUCUGGACUCCAUUAGACUGUCCACAUACAGGACGGCAUGCAAGCUGAGAUUCAUACAGAAGAGGUGCAAUUUGCAUUUGGUGGAUAUCUGGAAUAUUAUUGAGGUUUUUAGAGAAAACAGACUCAACACCAUGGACCUCAGCACAGAGUUCUCUGUGUCACAUUUGCAAGCAAUACUGUCCACCAUCUUUUACCAGCUGAACAAGCGCUUGCCCACAACCCACCAGAUCAAUGUAGACCAGUCCAUCUCGUACCUCCUCAACUUCCUGUUAGCGGCCUACGACCCGGAAGGAGUGGGAAAGAUCUCAGUUUUUGUGAUGAAGAUGGCCCUGGCUGCUCUCUGCGGAGGAAAGAUUUUGGACAAACUAAGAUAUGUGUUUUCACAGAUAUCAGACCCAAACGGAGUGAUGAUAUACUCACAGUUUGACCAGUUCCUAAGAGAGGUACUGAAACUGCCCAUGACGGUUUUUGAGGGACCAUCUUUUGGCUACACUGAGCAGUCCACGAGAACCUGCUUUCCACAAGAGAAAAAGGUCUCGCUCAAUGUGUUUCUUGACACGUUCAUGUCGGAUCCUCCUCCUCAGUGUCUGGUUUGGUUACCGCUGAUGCACCGGCUGGCAAAUGUUGAGAAUGUCUUCCAUCCUGUGGAGUGCUCCUACUGCCACAGCCAGAGCAUGAUGGGAUUCCGCUACCGUUGCCAACAAUGUGAUAAUUACCAACUCUGCCAAGAGUGUUUCUGGAGGGGCCAUGCCUCGGGCAGCCAUAGCAACCAGCACCAGAUGAAGGAGUACAUGUCAUGGAAAUCUCCAGCUAAGAAGCUGUCAGAUGCUCUUAGCAAAUCUCUGAGCUGUGCCUCCGGUCGAGAGCCUCCUUACCCGAUGUUCUCCGAAACAGCAGAGAAACCGCUCAACCUCACUCACGUCGUGGACACAUGGCCUCCCAGACCUGUGACCGCUGGAAAUGAAUACAUUCUCUCUCACUCCAUGCCUUCCUCAGGAAACCCUUACUCCAGCAAAACAGGUGCUCAUGAUGAGACGAAGCAAAUGAAGCUGUUUUCCCGGACGGCCCCAGAUCUUUUGAAAGGGAAAGGGGUUCAGUACAGCCUCGAUAUCGCGGAUAGGCUCGCUGAUGAGCACAUACUUAUCGGACUUUAUGUGAAUCUCCUCCGAAAGGACCGUUCAUGUUUCCAAGAGAGCUAUAAAAACCAAGACGAUGAGCACUUCCUCAUCGCCCGUUACGCCUCCCGAUUGGCUGCUGAUGGAGCUGCAGCGAAGACCAGAGUCCCAGCGGACAUCUCUCUCUGUCUGGACUCCAAUAAACAGCAGCGACAACUUAUCGCCGAGCUGGAGAACAAGAACAAGGAGAUUUUGCAAGAGAUCCAACGCCUGAGACAACAGCAUGAAGAAGCUUCCCAGCCUCCGUUAGACAAAAGCCAACAGAACCCAACGUUACUGGCUGAACUGAGACUGCUCAGGCAGAGGAAGGAGGAGUUGGAGCAGAGGAUGUCGGCCCUUCAGGAGAGCCGUCGAGAACUCAUGGUCCAACUAGAGCAGCUCAUGCUUCUCUUAAAGGAAGAAGAGCUAAAAAGAGCCAACCAGGGCCCUGGCUCCUCCCCUCGCUCUUCCCCCAGCCACACCAUAAACACAUCCAUCCAAUCAGUGUCCGGCAAUACCACACCCAUCCCAAUGCCCGUCCAAUCGACAUCCGGCAAUACGACACCCAGUCAGACGCCUCAGGACUCGCUCAUGGGCCUGGGAGGAGAGGUCCAGCAGGCCUUCGCUCAGGGCUCCAGAAGGAACUUAAGAAAUGAUCUCCUGGUAGCUGCAGACUCCAUAACCAACACAAUGUCUUCACUGGUGAAGGAGCUUAACUCGGAGGCGGGGAGUGAAGCGGGCAGCAUCUCUGACCUCACGUUCCCAACGUCGGACGUUCUUCACUCCAGGAGCUCUUCAAGAUCAGGGGCAGCAGAUAAGCUGGAGUCUGGGGGUUUCUAUGGGCACGAUCUGGAAAAGCAGCUGAACAGAGAGCUGAAGAUGGAGGAACGACUCAGACACACGCAGGAACAGGACAAGAACGUCCUGGUGAGACCUUCUUAUAGGAGAUUUCAAAGCAAAAACGGUAACAAGAAGUGACUUUACAAGAAUAGCUACGUUUUAAUAAGCAAUGGGAGGAAGAUCGAGCGACUCUGAAGCACUGUGCAACCAGGCCUGAGCUGGAACAUACCACACUUCUGAAAAGCAUCAACAGUACUGUGGUACACAACCCAAUCUAUAAAUAUAGAAAUAUAUUUUUAGAAUCUGCAAGACGUUUUAAGACAAAACUGUGAACUGACUUUGGAAAUUACAAAUAAUGGAACUGUCUACAACACCGCCAGUGCCAUAAAUCCAGUGAUUAUGAGAUUAUUUCAUUUCCUUGCUGUUAAUGCAUUGGGUUUGGUUUAUUUCCAUGUGUGUCUGUUCAAACUUGUACUGUAUUUAAAUAUACGUUGGGUAAAGUGGGGGUGAUCUUUAAUGAAGCUGCUAUCUUUACAGACGACAUCUUUUAUUGUACUUUAAGAGCAUAACAGCUUGACCUGAUGCUCUUUUAAAGCAUAUAUAUAUAUAUAUAUAUAUAUAUAUAUAUAUAUAUAUAUACGUAGUAGAAUUAUGUUGUAAUUUGUUUCUCUUUGAGAGUGGAAGGAUUUGAGAUUUUCUCAUAGUGUUUGAUACACAAAUACACUGCCUUAGCUUAUCAUAUCCUGUUUAUUUUAAUAGAUGGAUAGGUACGUGUACUUCGUUGCAGUUUAUUUAUGUUUAAAGACGUGCAUUUUUAAUUAAUAAGAACAGUCCAGAAGCAGGUGAAUCUCAGCAGUUAUUUUUUUCCCAUUGUAAUUUCAACAUUCGCAUUUUGUAGGUUUAUUUGACUUUAUUUUUUAAAGAAUUCUCAAAAAUAAAAGUGUAAUAUGUUUUGCAUGGAGGAAAUAAGUCCUGUUUUUACUGUUUUUUAAGAACAAUGUUGUAAUGCAAUGUGCUUAUUUAAAUCGGCCUAAAUUAAAGGUUGUAGUAAAAAUACAAUUAAUUUAUUAUCAUGAUA